AUGUCUACAAUAUCAUCAUCGCCCUUAAACCGCACAACAAAUCAACUAGGAGCUCUUCAAAGUAAUAGCUCUUUUCAGAAUAAUAAUUCUGCAUACCAAAAACAACAAUAUAUAUGUUGUUGGGAAGGAUGUGAUCAGCGAUUUAAUAAUGCAAAAGAUCUUAUAAUACAUCUGAAGGAAAUACACAUAAAAAUUUUGAAUAUUGUAUCUCCAUUAUUAUUUCAUUGCAAAUGGGGUGAUUGUAAGAGCGAAGAAUCCACAUCAACGGAAAAUUUGCUUAAUCAUGAAUCACAAAUGAACCAAGGGGUAGCAGUACAGAAUAUUUCCGAAUCAGUUCAACAACAACCAGAUUCGCAAUUAGAAUUGCAAUUAAACCAACAAAAUCAACGAAUUGAGGAAAGCAAGAGAGUAGCUUGUGCACAAACCCAAAGACUUCAAUUGGACACAGUACCACCUGACAGCUCGCGGCAAGUCGAUACCGUUGUGCCAAAAGAAAUCGUAAUUAUAGAUGACGACGAAACCACCGUUGAUAAGCCCAUUCAAGUGGCUAAUUCGGUUGCUGCUACACAACAAGUCACAAAUAACAGGAUGCCUGUAAUGCGAGAGUUUGACACAAGACCAAGGCAAAUGUCGCAGACGCUACAUUAUUCACAUCUUCCUGAGACCCAAGGGCAUUCAGUUCCGUCUUUUAAUGCAACCUCAAAUCAGUUCCCGAGUCGGGUGGUACAAGUUCCUAGUCAGAGGGUUCAAGUUCCUAAUCAGAGGGUUCAAGUUCCUAAUCAGAGGGUUCAAAUUCCGGUUCAAAUGGGAGCAAAUACUUCACAACAUAACAGCAAUCUUAGAUAUCACUCAGCACAACAGGGUAACAACAUAAUCCGAACUUCACAACAGAAUUACCGCACAUCAGGUUUACCAUUGAUGCAGACAUAUCAAGAUGGGAAUGUUAUUAGGAUUAUACAAGGAAAUGAAAUCUUGCGACAAGAAAAUGACAUCUUGCGACAAGAAAAUGAAAACCUAAAGCGUGAGUUGAGAAAUAUGAUGGCAAUACAAGAACCCCAGUCAAAGCUUAAGAAAGAAAAUGAACAAUUAAUAAUAGAGUUACAAAAUCUGAAAGCGAAAAUUGCAGCACAGGAAGCACAGCCAAGACAGAGUGAUCGUGAAAAAUUUUUGAUGGUUGAAUUGCGAAAAUUGCAAACACAGCUUAUGCUUAAGGAAUCACAAUUAAAAAUGACAGAAGGGGAGCUUGUCUAUCAUAAGAGAGUUACGAAUCUUAUAACAGAGCAAAUUCGUCGGUCAGAUACUAAAAUGAGAGAAUAUUGGGUGGAGAUGCUACGUGAAAAAGGUCGUACAAAACAUAAUAGUGAAAAAAUGACGGUCGAAAAAGCUUCUUUAAAAAGAACUAGAGAAGAAAAUGAUAUGCAAGAUUCGAUAACAGGUGCAGUUCAGAAAAGAAGCAAAGAAAAUGAAGAGAGCAGCGAAGAAGGAACUUCAGAAAAAUCAAAAGAUACCAGAGGGAUAGAUGAUGAUAAUACUAAUCAAGAAAAAAUGGAUGCAGAGAAUAUGGAUGUAGAACCGUUAGAGAAGCCCGAUUCAGAAGAGUAUGAUAUAAAUAUUAUCACGGAAGCUUACGUUUGUCAAUGGAAUGGAUGCAAAAAAGUAUUUAGAACAAAAUUAGCACUCAAAGCACACAUUCCAUCUGAACAUAUAGCAGCCGAAUGUUUACGUGUUCAUGUGGACAAACCAUCAGUUUUGUAA
Racocetra persica is the source of this 1755-nucleotide messenger RNA. The record is from the annotation of a GenBank genome assembly. Lineage: Eukaryota; Fungi; Glomeromycota; Glomeromycetes; Diversisporales; Gigasporaceae.